AUGGUGAUCGGCAUCGUGAUGAUGGCUGCCAUGUUGCCGACCAUGAUUGGCCUGAAUGAGGCAACUCAGGGGAGUCGGGAUGCAGAGGAAGGCCGACGCAACGAAGCACGGAAACAACGUGGACACCUAGUGGCCACAUGUGCCCUUACACAGGGAACACCAAAGAUGCGCCAACAGGUUCACAAUGCCCAGGUCCAAGUGGGUCUGGAUGGGAAACUCUACAUCACUAAGCAUCCUAGCUCGACAAUGGUGUCAUUUAACGGCGGCUACUAUACACAUCCCGACUUUCCGCCGGACAACACAUCGGGCUUGGUGACAAUUAGCGGGGAAAAGGCACCAACUCUGCGCUGGGUCUUUCGAGACGCUAAGACGCACGAGAUGCGUUGGGGUGGUCGGCCCGACUCGGAAGGUCACAUAUGUGGGCCCUUUGACUGGACUAAAGAUGAGCAGUACUUGACUAUGGAGGGCUGGGAGGGUUGGUUGGCUGUGCGUCUUCCGGAGGAUGAGGCUAAGGAACAGAUCAAUGCUGAGUUGGGACUUACUGAUGCGCGCGAUAUUUGGCGGUUAUACUUUGACGGAAAUGACAAUGGGGCUGAUCUACCGCCAGGUGCCCAGGGACUCGAAAUUCGUCUCAAGCGAACUACGGCAGAGUCUUGA
Messenger RNA from Penicillium pulvis, 657 nucleotides. RefSeq lists its product as uncharacterized. Lineage: Eukaryota; Fungi; Ascomycota; Eurotiomycetes; Eurotiales; Aspergillaceae. The record is from RefSeq and is a predicted model, not a curated record. The coding region runs from base 1 to 657 and encodes 218 amino acids. The transcript is spliced from 2 exons.